UUAUUUAUUGAUAAUAAAUAGUUUCAAUGGUAUGGUGCAGUGGAAAUGGGAGAGUAUAGUUGUGGGUACAAUAUUCCUUGCUUUCCUUCAGUUCACAAGAUUUGUGAGUAAAAAGAAAGCGGGUCUGUUUUGGGUAUCGGCCAUAUCGCCGAUGGUGACAGUCGUAGUCGGCGGCCUCUUUGCGUACUUUGCACAUGCUGAAAAUCACGGCAUCCCAAUUGUUGGGCACCUAGAUAAAGGACUAAACCCUUCUUCAAUUGGAAAAUUAAACUUUGAUCCCAAGUACAUCUCCACGUCUCUAAAAGCAGGAAUUAUCACAGCAAUGAUAGCUUUGGCAGAAGGAAUUUCAAUCGGAAGAAGUUUUGCCAUCAUGAAAAAUGAGCAAAUAGAUGGCAACAAGGAGAUGAUUGCGUUCGGGAUGAUGAACAUUGUUGGUUCUUUCACUUCUUGCUACUUAACUACAGGUCCAUUCUCCAAAACUGCUGUGAACUUCAAUGCCGGAUGCAAGACGGCAAUGUCAAAUGUAAUAAUGUCGAUUUGCAUGCUAUUCACUCUUUUGUUCUUGGCACAUCUCUUCAGCUACACCCCUCUUGUGGCGCUUUCCGCCAUUAUCAUGUCUGCUAUGUUUGGCCUCAUAGAUUACCACAAGGCCUUUCAUCUUUUCAAGGCCGACAAGUUUGAUUUCUUGAUUUGCAUGGCGGCAUUCUUUGGUGUUGCCUUCAUCAGCAUGGACGUUGGCCUCAUGCUUUCGAUAGGCCUUGCUGUAGUGAGGGCACUUUUGUAUAUAGCAAGGCCAACGGUGUGCAAGCUUGUGAAUAUACCUGACACAAGAAUCUAUCGAGAUGUGGAGCAAUACCCCAAUGCCAUUGGAGUUCCGGGAAUCCUAAUUUUGCAGCUUGGCUCUCCUAUAUAUUUUGCAAAUUGCAAUUACAUCAGAGAAAGGAUUUUGAGAUGGAUAAGAGAUGAAGAUUCUCAAGGGAGAGUCGUUGAAUAUCUACUACUAGAACUUGGAGGCAUUACAUCAAUUGACAUGACGGGAGUAGAAACGUUACUCGAAAUCAAGAGGAUCUUAGAAGCAAAAGGGGUUAAGAUAAUUUUGGUAAAUCCAAGGAUAGGGGUGAUGGAGAAGUUGAUAUUAACCAAGUGCAUAGAUGUGAUUGGGAGAGAGGCUGUGUUCUUGUCUGUUGAAGAUGCCAUUCAUAGUUGCAUAUUCUCUCUACACAAAUCUGCCAUUCCCCAAACAAAAAGUGAAGAAAUUGAAAUGGUUUGAAUAGAUUAAUUACUCCCUCCCCAAUGGCUUGUGCCACAUUUCUUUACAAAAUAAAUCUCUGUUCAUACAAAUAGUGGAGGAAAAAAAUAUGAAGUGCAUAAUUCUUCCCUUAACACCGUUUGGUUCAAGGAACUUGCUUGGCAUGGGAAAAAAAGAAAACGGUAUGGAUUUU
This is a messenger RNA of Cuscuta campestris, 1442 nucleotides long. Lineage: Eukaryota; Viridiplantae; Streptophyta; Magnoliopsida; Solanales; Convolvulaceae. The record is from the annotation of a GenBank genome assembly.